Lathyrus oleraceus (garden pea) is the source of this 663-nucleotide messenger RNA. RefSeq names its product transcription factor bHLH162. Gene Ontology annotation, biological process: regulation of transcription by RNA polymerase II. Gene Ontology annotation, cellular component: RNA polymerase II transcription regulator complex. The transcript has 3 exons. The record is from RefSeq and is a predicted model, not a curated record. The coding region runs from base 1 to 663 and encodes 220 amino acids. Gene Ontology annotation, molecular function: protein dimerization activity; RNA polymerase II transcription regulatory region sequence-specific DNA binding; DNA-binding transcription factor activity, RNA polymerase II-specific. NCBI's taxonomy places the organism in Eukaryota, Viridiplantae, Streptophyta, Magnoliopsida, Fabales, Fabaceae.
AUGGAUCACUAUGAACCAGGAUUUCAACCUUGUUCUUCAACCAAAGUCGAAAGAAAGGUUGUUGAGAAAAAUAGAAGAAAUAAGAUGAAGAGUCUCUUUUCCAACCUCAACUCUCUUUGCCCUAACUAUAAUCCCAAGAAAGCAUUAUCGUUACCUGAUCAAGUAGACAAUGCUAUAAACUAUAUUAAGAGCUUAGAGACAAAUUUGAAAUUGGCGAAGGAGAAGAAAGAAAGUUUAAUGAGAAGCAAGAGAUCUAGUAGUGUCUGUUCGAGUUCUUUUGGAGCAAAAGGAAGCAUAAAAUCACCAAAAGUUGAGAUUCAUGAAAACGGUUCUUCUCUACAAGUCAUUGUAACAUGUGCGGUUGAUGAUAAGUUUAAGUUCAUUUUCUAUGAAAUUAUAAGAAUACUGCACGAAGAUCAUGUGGAGGUCAUCUCUGCAAAUUCUUCAAUGGCGGGAGAUUCCGUUAUUCAUGUUGUGCAUGCAGAGAUUCUGCACUCAUUGCUUCAACUUGGAGCAACCAAAGUAAGUGAGAGAUUGAAAAGGUUUGUGAACGAAUCUGUGGAAGAGGUGCAAAUCGUGCCUCAAUUGUGGGAUUGUGAGAUUGGAAAUGAGACUUGGGAUCUAAGUUCUAUAGUAAACAAGUGUUUACCAUAUUCGUUAUGA